Durotheca rogersii is the source of this 1806-nucleotide messenger RNA. RefSeq names its product galactonate dehydratase. Gene Ontology annotation, molecular function: galactonate dehydratase activity. Gene Ontology annotation, biological process: D-galactonate catabolic process; amino acid catabolic process. The transcript is spliced from 4 exons. Bases 218 to 1369 code for a protein of 383 amino acids. The record is from RefSeq and is a predicted model, not a curated record. Lineage: Eukaryota; Fungi; Ascomycota; Sordariomycetes; Xylariales; Xylariaceae.
GUAUGUGAGCAUCCCCUCGUAACGGCGGUAAGGCAGGCUUAGUCUUGAGGUCUGACUAAUCACUAAUAUCAUGCAAAUUCUUGGUUUGCCUACCUCGAUGUUUUCAGUUCGUCUAUCCCGUUUCCUCGCUGCUUGGUAAAAGGGAGCAAGAAAGAAGGCCGUCUUGAGUAUCUAGAUUUACUUUUUUUUCUCUAUUUUUGUAUUCGAAUAGUACAAGAUGCCGAAGAUUCAGUCCAUCAUCCACUACCGCGUCAAGCCUCGCUGGCUGAUGGUCAAGGUUGUCGACGAAAAUGGACAGUACGGCUGGGGUGAGGCAACUCUAGAAGGCCACGACCUCGCGGUUGAGGGCUGCCUAAAUGAGAUGAUUCCCAGGCUUAUCGGUAGAGAGGCAAACGAAAUCGAGAAUAUCUGGCAAACGUUUUGGAGGCAUGGAUUCUACCGCGGCGGCCCCGUCUUCAUGUCGGCCAUGUCUGGAAUCGACAUUGCACUGUGGGAUCUCAAGGGACGGAAUUUAAAGGUUCCCGUUUAUGAGCUCCUGGGAGGCAAGGUCCGUACCAAGGUCCAGGUCUACUGCUGGAUUGGUGGCGAUCGGCCGUCUGAUGUUGAAGCGGCAGCGAAGAAGCGGAUUGCUCAGGGCCUCAAAUGCGUCAAGAUGAACGCGACAGAGGAUACCAACUGGAUCGAUUCCCCAGCCGUCCUCGAUGCCACUGUCGAGCGGCUUCGUCAAGUCAAGGCCCUCGGGCUCGAUGCCGGCCUCGACUUCCACGGCCGUCUCCACAAAGGAAUGGCCAAGCAGCUUGCCAAAGCUCUCGAGCCGCACAGGCCGCUAUUCAUCGAGGAGCCUCUCCUGUGCGAGCACCCCGAAGCCAUCAACAAGCUCUCCGAGCAGACGACGAUCCCAAUCGCCUUCGGAGAGCGCCUGUUCACGAGAUGGGACGUUAAGCGCUUCUUAGAGGACGCUAGCGUCGACAUUCUCCAGCCUGAUAUCGCGCACGCCGGGGGCAUCUCAGAAACAAGGAGGAUCGCCUCAAUGGCCGAGGCCUACGACGUUGCCAUCGCACCCCAUUGCCCUCUCGGACCGGUGGCAUUUGCUGCGAGCGUGCAGAUAGGACUCGCCACGCCGAACUUUUCCAUCCUCGAGAUGAGCUUGGGAAUGCACUACAAUACCGAGGCCGGCGACAUCGACCUACUGACGUACUUGAAGAACCCGGAGGUGUUCGACAUAGAGGACGGCUACGUUAAGGCCCCAUCAGGGUACGGGCUCGGGAUCGAGAUUGAUGAAGAGCUGGUGAGGAAGAUGUCGAAAGAGACCGAGCCGUGGCAAUGUAAGGCUUUCCACGGACCGGACGGCAGCGUCAGGGAGUGGUAAAAUGGAAGAGUAGAUAGUCGAAACAGUGUACACACCAUUUAUUAGAGACACAUAUUAACAUCUUGUCACAUAGCAGUUGAGCCAGCCACAUAUGCCUACAUACCGCAUAGCGUAAUGCAGGCGUCUACGCUUUACACGACACAUCUUCUUUAAUAACUACCGACAUCGCUAUUUUUGUCACAGGAAUUUCCGAGAGUUGAUUUCCAAGACUCGUCCUCCUGUGAAGCCAUUUUCGUAAGCCCGAGGAAGAACUGGCUCCCGAUGAGGAGCCUGGAUAUCUACGAGGAGCCUGGAUAUCUUGAAGUAGACAGUUGAAUAUCUGUGUAACUUCUUAGUUGUACAGCAUCUUGGGAAAGCAUUCCGGGGCAUAAUCAUCGAGGCGACGCUUACUAUGCUACACUCUCAACUGAGAGAUAAUAAGCGAAAGCACCUAAUCA